AUGGCCAGAGUCAUCAAGUGCUUCUUAGAAGUCCUUGGUGCUCAAGUUCAGGCCUUCUACGUCACUCUUUUUUCUAUCAUGAAGGCUACUCAAGCCUUCAGCGUCCUCUCGGCGCUUUCGGUCAUUACUGGCGGCCUGGCCGCAACCAACUCGAGCAACAACUCAAACUCGCCUUCCAACUCGGCUUUGUUGGCAAACGGAAAUGUCCGACUUGGCAGAGCCGCCGAGGCCUAUGAGAAGGCUAAGGCAUUCAUCGCACAGCUCAGCAACACAGAAAAGAUAUCUCUCAUCACCGGGCAGAGCAUCACCAAUGCCAGCUGGACGGCCCUAGCUAACAAGGACGGUGCAACGGGCAUCAAUGCCAAUUCUAUGUUUCCGGCUUCCCCUCCCCCAGCGCCCUGA
Pseudomassariella vexata is the source of this 402-nucleotide messenger RNA. RefSeq lists its product as uncharacterized. Gene Ontology annotation, molecular function: hydrolase activity, hydrolyzing O-glycosyl compounds. NCBI's taxonomy places the organism in Eukaryota, Fungi, Ascomycota, Sordariomycetes, Amphisphaeriales, Pseudomassariaceae. Gene Ontology annotation, biological process: carbohydrate metabolic process. The record is from RefSeq and is a predicted model, not a curated record. The coding region runs from base 1 to 402 and encodes 133 amino acids. The transcript is spliced from 2 exons.